AUGACCAGCGAAUCUGUUCAGCCGGGUCUUACUCCGCUUUCACAUCUCAAGGCCGUGCCCACUACUUCCAGCUCCAAGCCAGUCGCGUUCAAAGACUCGUCCGUUUUGCAGGCUUCUGCUCAAUUUCGACGUCGGCCUCGAUCAUCAAAGAAUGUCAGUCGCGAUGAGCCGGUUAGCGCCACCAGUGACAAGGCAACUGUUGCAUUGAUAAAACGCGUUCUUUGUCCGCAGGCGGGCAAUCAAAGCGGAGGUGCUUCAACCCCACAGCCACUGGAAGAACUGUUACCUCCUUUGACGAGUUCGAAUGAAGUUGAUCUUCAAUUGUAUGCUUUGAUCGCCAUAAUCAUCAAGGAAUUCGUCUUCUCAUGGUAUUCGAAAAUCACAUCGGAUCAGAACCUUGUCAAGGAAGUCAUUCAAGUGAUCGCGCACUGUACUCGUGCUCUUGAGCAGAGGUUGCGUGAAAGUGACAUUGCGCAGUUGAUCUUGGACGAGGUUCCUGGUCUGAUAGAGGCGCAUAUAAUUUCGUACAGGCUGGCCCGUGAUGAAAGCACACUAUCCGGACUCUCUCCCUCUGUUCGCGAGACGUACCAUGCCUUACAUCCACAUCCCAGUCUUUCACCGAUUCCGGAUCCCUCUGAUAUGCAGACUAUUGCGAAGCUACGCGAGAACGAGGCAAUAUACCGGCAAUUGCUGGUCCAUGGAAUGUUGGCUGUCCUCCUCCCGACGGAGGAUUUGGACAAUGUACCUCUACGGACCAUUAUCGGUGACAUACUAGCAGAUUUAAUACUUGGGAACGCAGUCAGCGAAAAGAUGUGUCAGGGAUGGUUCUUGUGGGAGACUACCACCAAGCUCCUGUCGACAGCAGAACGACUUGAUGAACGUGAGGAGGACACGGCAGACGAUCACCAACAAGAUCGCCUACACAAAUUCGGCCUGCUCAAUAUCAACAAAGAUCCCAUUGACCACUCGUCUUCUCAGAUUCACUCUUUUGGACCAGCAUGGCUCUGGAAUAUCCUGCAAUAUCUGUACCUAACCUAUAUUGCUCUUCAGUUCAUCGUGAUAGGACUCUUUCGCGUGGUGACAAAUGCGAAAGCGAAUGUUUCGUCAGCUGCUACAACGCCAGCAAAUUCCGAGAGCGAGAAAUUGGCUCCCAUGAGCGGCACAUCGACGAAGCGCCCUAUUCUCAAUUAUCGAAUCUAUAGUAUGGUUUCGCAAAUGCUGGACAUUCCUCGGAGAAUGCCAUGGCUGGCAGGUUUUCUCGCGCUUUUCCAAUAUUUCUCUUUGGCGGGACCAGGCAAGUUGGKCGAGACCGGCAGUAUCCUUGAUAGGUUCCUUCACGAGACCAUUCAGGACCAUAUCCUCACCCCCACCUUGAUGCCCAACUUGCUUCGCGCAUCCAGGGCAGCGCUAUUCCCAUCAAAUGCCCGUCCAAGCCAAGCGACAGAUGUAAAUCGGAUAUCGGCUCCGGCUCCGCAGCCUCCGCAAUUGUCCGUGCGGCCCCCUACGCCUACACAACAAGGCCCUACUGGUGAUACAAUCACCCCUGGUAAUGCUGACAGGACGACGCUGGCACCUCUUGCCUCAGCGCCAACGCCAUCCUUAGCUCAGAACCAGGGGCCCUCUGCGCCAGAAAUUGCUGCCAUCAAGCGAGAAUGCGCGAGACGCAUUCUGUCCCUGGUGCCUCGGCCAGUCGCACGGGUCUUCUUUGGUGUUCCAGACAAUGCCUCUGGCCCGACUACCGUUAACGGCUCCACGGGAGAUGACUCGCAGCAGCCACCCUCCCGAGCAUCCUCGCCUGUACCCACUCCACCCAACGAUACUGAAGAGUCCCUCAUCUUGCAAGCAAUUGAGUGUGAUAUUUUGGACCUUUUCGCUGACGAGUAUUGCAACAAGCAUCUAAUCUACUCAAUCAUUGAAACAGUUCUCGUGAAGCUUCUCCCCGAGCUAUCGGACCACAGUAUAGCGGAGCUCAUGGAAGACAGGGGUAUUGCCUUUGCCACAGAUCAAGUUCCAGAGGCAUAG
Messenger RNA from Aspergillus viridinutans, 2022 nucleotides. RefSeq lists its product as uncharacterized. Gene Ontology annotation, cellular component: early endosome; extrinsic component of endosome membrane; late endosome. The transcript is spliced from 3 exons. The record is from RefSeq and is a predicted model, not a curated record. Gene Ontology annotation, molecular function: phosphatidylinositol binding. Bases 1 to 2022 code for a protein of 673 amino acids. Gene Ontology annotation, biological process: early endosome to late endosome transport; protein targeting to lysosome; endosome to lysosome transport. Lineage: Eukaryota; Fungi; Ascomycota; Eurotiomycetes; Eurotiales; Aspergillaceae.